Messenger RNA from Merops nubicus (carmine bee-eater), 1079 nucleotides. Its product is annotated as receptor tyrosine-protein kinase erbB-4-like. Lineage: Eukaryota; Metazoa; Chordata; Aves; Coraciiformes; Meropidae. The annotation marks the transcript as partial. The record is from RefSeq and is a predicted model, not a curated record. The transcript has 2 exons.
AACCAGUUUGUGUACAGAGAUGGUGGCUACGCUGCAGAAGUGCCGAUGCCGUACAGAGCCCCGGGCUGUGUGAUACCAGAAGCCCCGGUCGCUCAAGGGGCCACGGCAGAGAUCUUUGAGGAUCCUUGCUGUAAUGGCACGCUUCGAAAACAAGUGGCCACCCUGGCAAAAGAGGACAGCAGCACCCAGAGGUACAGCGCUGACCCCACGGUCUUCGUUCCCGAGCGGGUCGCCCGGGGAGAGCUGGAUGAGGACGGGUACAUGACGCCGAUGCGAGACAAAGCUAAAACAGAUUACCUAAACCCGGUGGAAGAGAACCCAUUUGUUUCUCGACGAAAGAAUGGAGAUCUCCAAGCUGUGGACAACCCAGAAUACCACAACGCUCCGAACGGGCAGCCCAAAGCAGAGGACGAGUACGUGAAUGAGCCGUUGUACCUCAACACUUUUGCCAACACCUUGGAAAAUGCUGAGUACCUGAAGAACAAUUUGCCAGAGAAAGCCAAGAAGGCCUUUGACAACCCAGACUACUGGAACCACAGCCUGCCCCCACGAAGCACCCUCCAGCACCCAGACUACCUGCAAGAGUACAGCACAAAAUACUUUUACAAACAGAACGGACGGAUCCGGCCCAUUGUGGCAGAGAAUCCUGAAUACCUCUCCGAGUUCUCCCUGAAGCCUGGCACUGUGCUGCCCCCGCCACCCUACAGACACCGAAACACAGUGGUGUAGGGACCGCGGUCUCACCCAAGUGGAAAGGCAACCCCUUCUAACUGCCUCACUCUUCCUCUCUCGCUCACCUCUUCUCCCUCCAUCCUUCCCUCCCAUGAGCUUCCUCUUCUUGCCAGUUCACUCAUUUUUGAUAUUUCUAAGUGAAAGGGUGUCUUGGAGAUUUUUGCAGAUUGGUUUGGGAUCCUGGAAGGAAGAAAGGAAGGAAGGAUAGGAGAGAGACUGAAGGAAGGUGUGUACCACCUGGCAUUUCUCACUUUCCACAGAUCCAGAGGGUCGGAGGGUCAGAGAGGCCGGAGUUCCGGUGAAGGCCAGUGGCAGUGUUGCCUGCUGUCGAGCUAGUUCUCAGUGGU